This is a messenger RNA of Aegilops tauschii subsp. strangulata, 1449 nucleotides long. RefSeq names its product protein TRIGALACTOSYLDIACYLGLYCEROL 1, chloroplastic. Lineage: Eukaryota; Viridiplantae; Streptophyta; Magnoliopsida; Poales; Poaceae. Gene Ontology annotation, cellular component: ATP-binding cassette (ABC) transporter complex. Gene Ontology annotation, biological process: phospholipid transport. The record is from RefSeq and is a predicted model, not a curated record.
GUAGCGCCUUUAUCGUGGCCCACCAGAGACUCCUUCCUCCCCGCCGAUACGGCCAUUCCCCAUCGCUUCCCACCCACUCCCACACGGCCACCGCGACCACCACUAUCCCGAUCUCCGGCCACCGCCACCGCCACCGACACCAUGUCGUCCACCACGGCAGGGGCCGCCCUCCUCCUCCGCCCCACUUCCGCCACGACGAACCCUCUCCUCCGCCUUGCCAGCCCCUGCCCCAAAUCCCACCUCCUCCGCCUCCACUCGCCGCGCCGCCGCCUCCCCGUCCUCCGCCUCUCCCUCACGCCCCCGGCCACCGCCGGCAGCAAUUCAGCGCCUUCGCCUUCCCCUCCGCCCCCGUCCGCCACGCCCCCGCCUCCUCUGUUCUCCAACUGGACCCCGCCGCGCGCGAUCUGGCGGGGGCUCUCGGCGCUGCUCCUCGCAGGGCAGGUCUUCCACCGCGUCCUCACGGGACGCGUCCACCGCCGCAACCUCCUCGCCCAGCUCCGCCGCGUGGGCCCCGGGAGCGCGGGGGUCUCGCUCCUCACCGCCGCCUUCGUCGGCAUGGCCUUCACCAUCCAGUUCGUGCGCGAGUUCACCCGCCUCGGUCUCCACCGCUCCGUUGGUGGCGUCCUUGCCCUCGCGCUCGCCCGCGAGCUCACCCCGGUCGUCACCGCUGUCGUCGCUGCCGGCCGAGUUGGCUCCGCCUUUGCCGCCGAGCUCGGCACCAUGCAGGUGUCCGAGCAGACCGACACCCUCCGCGUCCUCGGCUCACAGCCCAUCGACUACCUCGUGGUCCCUCGUGUCCUCGCUUGCGUGCUUGCGCUCCCUGUCCUCACGCUCAUCAGCUUCGCCCUCGGGCUCGCCUCCUCGGCGUUCUUGGCCGACGCCGUCUUUGGUGUAAGCACCAGCAUCAUUCUGGAGUCAGCACGCAAGGCGCUGCGUCCGUGGGACUUGAUCAGCGCCUUGAUAAAAUCUCAGGUGUUCGGUGCCAUUAUCGCGGUGGUGAGCUGUGCAUGGGGUGUGACAACCCACGGAGGAGCCAAGGGCGUUGGCGAGUCCACAACGUCUGCAGUGGUCAUUUCCUUAGUUGGGAUUUUCAUUGCAGACUUCGCCCUUUCGUGCCUGUUCUUCCAGGCUGGUGCUGGUGAUUCGCUGAAGCACGCAAUGGGUUAAGGCAAGACCACAGAGGAGAAAAUUUUGCGUCGUAGCAGCAUAAUUUAGGUCUGUACAUUGACCAAAGUGUAGUAGUGGAUUCAAGGAGGGCAGCAUUGCAACAUCAGCCACGCUCCAGGUGAAUGAGUUAUUUUUGUUGUGAUAUCCUUUGGAAGUAAACUAUUAUGCCUUAUGCACAUUCUGCAAUUUUUUGCUCAAUUGUUUGCAUCUGAUUUGUGUAUAGUCUUACCACCACUUGAAAAAAAGAAAUAAAACUACUUGUGUCCAAGUUGCACUUGCUAA